Molecule: messenger RNA, 3144 nt
Organism: Ctenopharyngodon idella (grass carp)
Lineage: Eukaryota; Metazoa; Chordata; Actinopteri; Cypriniformes; Xenocyprididae
Gene: mtmr7b
Product: myotubularin related protein 7b
Exons: 14
Coding region: 234-2141 (635 amino acids)
Biological process (GO): dephosphorylation
Molecular function (GO): phosphatase activity
Source: RefSeq, a predicted model, not a curated record
CGCCAUAGUAGGAUUCGUAGUGUGCGUGUACCAGUCUGAGCGCACGGCGGAUCUCCUCAUUUAGACCAGAACCAUGUCUUGAAUUACACUACCUGCGGGUCAUCCCAUUGUCUAAUGAUGUUCUUUUAACCAACAUGCGACGCCCUGCUCUGUUCUUCUGACCUGAAAAAGAACGGAUAGCCCGGUCGGUCGGGAUUAAUUUUCUGCGCAUCAUUUGGACGGGCGUCUCUAGAAUGGAGCACAUCAGAACACCAAAGGUGGAAAAUGUACGAAUGUUUGAUAGACUGACCCCCAGGAAGUCUACUGUGGGAACAUUAUACCUUUCUUCUACUCACACUAUAUUUGUAGAGAACUCAGAAGCCCGCAAAGAGACCUGGGUUCUGCACAGUUUGAUGAGUAUUGUGGAGAGACUCCCCACAAAUCCAUCAGGAAGUCCUCUUAUUAUCCGAUGUAAGAACUUCCAUGUUUACAGACUGCUGAUCCCACAGGAGAAGGACUGUGUAGAUGUUCUGGCUUCCCUCACCCGUCUUUCACGCCCAGAGCGCUAUGGAGAACUGUUUUGCUUCUCUUUUAACCCCAACCUGGAUAAAGAGUUAAGGGAAAAGGCCUGGGCCUUCAUCGACCUGAAGGCCGAAUUCAGCCGAAUGGGAAUACCCAGCAACCUUUGGCAUGCCACAGCAGCCAAUCAUGAGUACAGAUUGUGUGACACUUACCCGUCAGAGCUGUAUGUGCCAAAGUCAGCCUCUCCAGCUGUCAUUGUGGGCAGUGCCAAGUUCCGAAGUCGAGGACGUCUUCCUGUUCUCUCCUACUACCACAGAGACACCAGUGCAUCAAUCUGUCGGAGCAGUCAGCCUCUUACUGGUUUCAGUGCACGCUCCUCAGACGAUGAGCAGAUGCUGCAGGCCAUUAUGAAGUCAAACCCUGUCAGCGAGUUCAUGUAUGUGGUGGACACAAGGCCAAAGCUGAAUGCCAUGGCUAAUCGUGCUGCAGGGAAGGGCUAUGAGAAUGAAGACCACUACACUAACAUAAAACUGCAGUUCAUUGGCAUAGAAAACAUCCAUGUCAUGAGGAACAGCCAGCAGAAACUUAUAGAUGUUGGUGAUCUCGCGGCUCCCACCAUGAGUGAUUUCCUGUGGGGUCUGGAGAACUCUGGGUGGCUAAAACACAUCAAAGCUGUACUAGAUGCUGGAGUCUUCAUUGCAAAGGCAGUGGCAGAGGAUGGAGUGAGUGUUCUAGUACACUGUUCAGAUGGGUGGGACAGAACGGCUCAGGCCUGUUCGGUGGCUAGUGUACUAUUAGAUUCGUACUACAGAACUAUCAAGGGACUGAUGGUUUUGAUUGAAAAGGACUGGGUGUCAUUUGGACACAAGUUUUCCCACAGGUACUCUCAUCUUGACGGUGACCCUAAGGAGGUUUCCCCAGUUAUGGACCAGUUUCUGGAAUGCGUGUGGCAGUUGAUGCAGCAGUUCCCUUGUGCGUUUGAGUUCAAUGAGCGAUUCCUCAUACAGCUACACACACACAUCUACUCCUGCCAGUACGGGAACUUCAUCGGCAAUUGCCAGAAAGAGAGGAGAGACAUAAAGUUACAAGAGCGAACACACUCUUUGUGGCCACACCUGUGGGAGAACAGGGCCGAAUACACAAACCCUCUGUACAGGACAGACCACAGCCAGACACAGGGUGUUCUGAAACCUCUCACCACUGCCUACUGCUUCAAGUUUUGGAAGGGGAUGUACGGCCGUGCAGAGAAAAGUAUGGCUUCACAGUCUCCAGCUGAUUGCCUGAAUGCAGUAAGGGAGGAGUCACAACAACUGGAGGAGGAGCUUAGCACCCACCAGGAGAGACUUGCCGAGCUGAAGGAGAUGAAAACUUCAGGGGAGAGGAAGAAGACCAAGAAGUUGUCUGAACGGGCCCGCCGUCCAAUUCCAAGCGAGUGUGAACUUGGCAGCCCUCUGGACUAUUUCACCACCCCAAGAAGCGAGAAACACACUCCUUCCUUCACACUGCCACUAGAGCUAGCAGCCCAACCCAAGACCGGUGACCCUGAUGACCUUUCAACCUGCAGCGAUUUUGAGUCGGGCGUGGCUGACCUCAGCAGCCACUCCUCCAGUGCUGGAGACGAUGCUAAGGACCCCGAUUAGGACGAGGUGGUCAAAACAAAUGCCUGAACUAAAACAGAACUGGUGGCCAUGGGGGAUAAAAGCACAGUAACCAGUAUCAUACUGGGAACUACAUUUUUUUUUUUUUUUAUGUUAUUUUAAUUUUUUUAAAAUCUGUGUGUGAAUUUAUAUUUAAGUAUGUGCACAAUAUCCAAGAUGGUCUGGCAAUAAGACCUUUUAUAGUAAAGUUAUUUCCAUUAUAGUAAGUUAUUUCCUGAGUAGUAUUUUAAGUUUUGUUUUUUACUGUGAAUAUUUUAGUCUGAUUCUUCAAGCCCUCAAUAUGCGACUUUUUUUUUUUUUUUGUCUUUACAUUUUCCAUAACCAUGUUUGGAACAGCAUAUUACCAUACUACUCAUACUAAUAUACAGAACAUAUAUCAGAUACCUAGAAUACAUACUACAUUUGCCAAAAUAAACACUGCGUCCCACAAAGCAAUGUAUACACCGGAAGAAAUGUCUGCAUAUUUUUUAUCAGCUCAUUUUUGAAUUUUCUUAAAAUUAUUUAUUUAAGAAAUAUGACGCAGCAGUUUUAACCGUAUGCUAGAUGACCGUAGAGUAGCAUACUAUUGUUUGAAAUGUACAGCAUUUUAUAAUGCAUUCUAAUUUCACAUACUAUAUACAGCAGGCAGUACAGAGUAUGCUAGUAUUCCAUUCCAAACAUAGCCCAUAUCUUCAUGGAAAUUGUACUGUACCUAUCAAGACCAUCAGAUUCCCACCUGUGUGUUUCAUUUGUAUUCAAAGGAACUCUUAAGUAGAAAUUGUGAGAAUUUGCUGUACAUGUGUAAACAAGAAAUGUAUGUCAAGGACACUACAUUUACUUCCCAUUUCAGUAACUGUAGGCAUACUCUGACACAUAGACAAUCAAUCCCUCACACAUCCAUGUGAUUAACUUUUCAGCUAUACCAGUAGGUUUUGUCUGGAACAUAUGAAUAUAGGGCAAAUGCUCUCAAUAAAGUGUUUGCCAAACAGCAAACAAAAUUACAGCA